Molecule: messenger RNA, 1623 nt
Organism: Alternaria conjuncta
Lineage: Eukaryota; Fungi; Ascomycota; Dothideomycetes; Pleosporales; Pleosporaceae
Exons: 1
Coding region: 1-1623 (540 amino acids)
Molecular function (GO): metal ion binding
Source: RefSeq, a predicted model, not a curated record
AUGGCCACCCAAGCUUAUAGUACUUGCGCCCUUCCUGAAGGUCUUCGCUACUAUCUUCUUCGCGGCAGCGUAAUGGUCCCGCUGGUACCAGUAGACCAGCUUCCAUUUCAACUACAAGGAAUCCCACGCCAGUUGACUCAUCGCCAGAUCUCAGACGGAGCCUGGAAGCUUUGCUCAGAGACCGAGGAGAUCCCUUCGACUCUCCUGAUCCAAGCGCCUACAUCCAGCAGCUUCUCGCCUCGCUCCACUACAACGACGCAGUCACGAUACCUGGCACCAGACCAUCAUGUACGUGCGGAGCCGCAAACAUUGCCCGUGAGCGGCACUCGCUCUCCUCGACUAUCUCAUACCCUCCCAGCGAUCGUAAAUACGGCAGAGCCACCUCGUCCAACCCCCACCGCUACUACCGACCGCCCCUCCUCACUCACCGACACCUUCGCCUCCAUCUACCAAAAAGAUGCACAACGUCUCGGAUACCGCGUGCCCCACCCCUCUGGCAUCGAGCCCGACCCAUCCAAGAAAGAGUACUGCACCCACUGGAUCAAGACCGGCGAAUGCGACUGGACAGCCAUCGGAUGCAAGUUCAAGCACGAAAUGCCCGGCAUCGAGAAGCUGCGUGAACUAGGUUUCGUACGAGGUAUACCGAAGUGGUGGAGAGAGAAGUCGGCGAUCGGGCCCAGGCCGCCUACUUGGAUGCAGCGAAGACUCGCGGCGAACGAGGACGCGGAUCAGGAUGGCGCGAUGUUGGAGGCAAGAGUGUUUCCUGAUCCUUCGACGUUUCGGACGAGGAGGAGUGAGGAGCGUGAUCUGCUGGGGGAUGAGGUGCAGCAGCCGCGUGGUAUCUUCAAGAGGAACGAGUCUCCUGGGCAGACUACAUCAGGACGAUUGACGCCUCCGCCAUUGCCAGUUCAGGAAUCUGUUCGCCGUGCUAGCCAAGUAUCAGAUCUGCUCAUCGAUCUCGACGAUAAUCCUGCUCCUCCACCCAGCUCUGAGUCAUCUCGCGCUUCGGAAGCCAGUUCUGGGUCCAGUGAGAUGCAGAUCCCGUCCAGUCGCCCUUCUGCCUCGCCACUAUCAUCUCCAAGCCUUGAGUGCAAGCCCUCGUCACCGAUCGAGAGCAAGACGCCAUACAAACCCGUUGUGAACAAGAAGCAAAACGAGAACUCGACCACCCGGCGCCACUCCCAACUCUCAUGGGCCUCUGAUACUGAAGACGACACCCCCAUCCCUACCUCCACCAAGCCCGCUAAUCUCACAACCAAACCCCCUCGCCCAACCCAACAGCGACGCAAACCCGCUCCUCGCGAGAACAACAGACGUCCCGCGACGAAGUCCACUUCCACGAUCCCGACUCCGACCAAGCAAUCCGGUCUCGCAGCCUCCAAAUACGCCACUAAUGAUCACGCCGUAAACAACAGCACAAGCCACGCCAAGAACGCUACCCGUAAGAUACGCGGGCCGCAUCAUGGUAAACAUGUGGAAGAUGUCGGCGUACCAGAGCGCUUACACGCGGAGAUUGAGCAGUUGAGGAGGGAGGUGCAUCAGAAAGAGAAAGAGAGGGUGAAGAAAGGUGGGGGUGCUGUGAUGGCGGCACCUACAGCUGCUGGUAGACGGACAGCUGUGUGA